ACUGAGAAUGAUAAUUAUAAUGACACAAUACUAUCAAAUCAAACAACAAAUGAAUCAACAAAUUCUGUUGAUACUAAUACUUGACAAAAAGAAAUGUAUUUUUAUUUAGCCAAGGUCAUAUUAGAAAAAAAACCAAUUGGUGAUUUUGUAAUUUUCUUUUUCUUUUUUCUUUUUAAUGCUCAACAUUUUUUGUUGUUGUUAUUGUUCGUUUUGUUCUAUUAUAUAUAUAUUUGUGAGUAUCGCUCAAGUAUUAAAACUAGUCGUGAACAAACCCAGCUGCUUUAACAAGUGCAUUAAAAAAAAGUACAAACAAAGAGAAUGGCGUGAUAUAUGGUUGUUUCGUUUUCUUUUCUUCAGUUCUUUUUCUUUUUUUGUUUUUUAUUUGAACAGAUUAUAAUUUUUGUUUAUAUUUCGAUGUUGUGUGCGCGUGCAAUAAAUGAGAAAGAAUACAGUAUAUACAUCUAACAAAAGAAUACUAAAUAUCAAAUGAUUUACUAACAUUCCACCGUUUUUAUUGUAUUUAACAAAAAAAAUUUUGCGAAAGAAAUUUAAUAUGUGUGAAUUAUGAUGUUUUUUUUUGUUCGAAUAUUAAUAAAAUUUUUCUAUUUGUCUUUUUUGUAUAAUAUUGAAUAUGCUUUCGAUUUAUUUAUUUCAGGUUCAAGGACAGAGAGAGAAAAGAAAGAAAGAAAGAAGAAUAUCGUAUAUGGUGAUAAUAAGAUUUUCUUUUUUUUUACCCUCAAUUUUUUUUCGUAUGUGUGAAAAAUAAAAUGAAUGUUUUUCAUUUACUUAGAACGAUUUCAUGAACUUGAUAAACGUUGUCGAGAUUUUGAAAAUGCAAAUAAUGAAUUAAAACAAUUGAAUAUUCAACUCGAAAAAGAUCUAUUAAGUGUUGGUGGUGUUACUGAAUUAUUUCGACGAGAACCUGAAGGACAAACAAGUGAUAGUAAUUCAAAUGAAACUAUAAUAAUUGAAGAUGUAUUAAAUCAAUCAUCUACAUCUCCAGCAUCAUUUAAGAAUUCAUUUUCACAUGUUUCAUCACGUGAUACAACAUCGGAUGAAGCAUUAACUGCUAUUGUUAUUAGUCAACGUGAACGAUGUCGUAUUCGUAAUGUUGAAUUAGAGAACGAAAAUGUUUCAUUAAAACAACAAACGAAUAUAUUUCAAAAUGAAAUGGAUAAACUUCGAUCGGACAAUAUAAAAUUAUAUGAAAAAAAUUAA
Molecule: messenger RNA, 1218 nt
Organism: Adineta steineri
Lineage: Eukaryota; Metazoa; Rotifera; Eurotatoria; Adinetida; Adinetidae
Source: the annotation of a GenBank genome assembly